AUGAGGCUCACAAAUGCCCUCCUCCUGGGCACUUGGGCAGGUCUUGCCUGUGCAGGCGUUCUGAGGCGCGCAGACGAACCCCCAACAGCCAUCCUCGCUUCUCCCAUCGCGGCUGUCCUGGGGAAGGCUGAAGACGGCAUCGAGAAUUUCAAUGGCAUCCCAUAUGCCGAGCCCCCAACUGGACCUCUGAGACUGAAGCCUCCCCAGCGGCUCACGCGGUCGCUGGGUGUCUUUGACGGCACCAAGGAUGCGGGUUCAUGUCCCCAGUUCCUUGCCUCGACUGGAAGCAAGAACCUUCUAGAGAGGAUUCACGGAUCUCUGGCCAAUCUCCCCCUUGUCCAGAAUAUCACCGGGCAGUCAGAGGACUGUCUAACGCUAAAUGUGCAGCGGCCUGCUGGGGUAUCGAAAGACGCAAAAUUACCCGUGUUUUAUUGGAUUUUCGGCGGUGGAUUUGAGGCUGGUUCGUCGUCGUCGAUUGAUGGGGCUAGUAUCGUCAAGUAUGCAGAGAGCAUAGGGAAGCCCUUCAUCUUCGUCGCAGUCAACUACCGCGUGGGCGGAUUCGGGUUUCUUGCAGGCAAGGAAAUUCUUGCCGACGGGGCGUCGAAUCUGGGACUUCUUGAUCAGCGCAUGGGUCUAGAAUGGGUGGCAGACAAUAUUGCGUCCUUCGGGGGUGAUCCUAAUAGAGUGACGAUUGCGGGUGGAUCGGCUGGAGCCAUGUCAGUGCUUGACCAGAUGGCGUUAUUCGGUGGAGAAUGCAAGUACAAGGGCAAGUCGCUCUUCCACGGGGCGCUGAUGGUUUCUGGCAAUGUUCUUCCCGCUGAUCCGGUGGAUAGUCCUCGGGCUCAGGAGGUGUAUGAUGGUGUCGUGGAGGCAGGGGGCUGUGCCCACGAGACGGAUACACUGGAAUGUCUCAGAGGGCUAGACUAUCAGGCCUUCCUCAAUGCUGCCAGCGUACCGGAAGACUUUGUUGCAUACAGCGGGGUUGCGCUUUCCUAUCUGCCUCGUCCAGACGGCCAUGUCCUCCCCGACAGUCCGGACGUGCUCGUUCAGCAAGGGAAAUACGCACCGGUCCCUUUUAUUGUCGGCGACCAGGAAGACGAAGGGACGAUAUUCAGCCUUUUCCAGACAAACGUCACCACCAGGGAAGACCUGAUCAGCUAUUGCCAUGAUGUUCUCUGGACGAGUGCCACCAGGGACCAAGUCACCCAGCUCGUAGACACAUACAAUACCGGCGCCGCCGCUGUCAGAGAAGGCAGCCCGUUCCGCACAGGAGAUGCCAAUGAAUUCUCCCCUGGGUUUAAACGCCGUGCCGCCUUAAUCGGCGACGCCUACUUGACGCUGUCUCGAAGGGCCUUCCUAGAAGUCGCGAACGACGUCCACCCAGAGGCCCCGUCCUGGUCGUAUCUUGCCACCUAUAGCCACGACACACCCAUCCUGGGAACCUACCACGGGUCCGAUUCGCAGCAGGUAUUCGAAGGGACCCCCGAUAACGUUGCUGCGAGAAGCACGCGUACCUACUUUAUCAACUUUAUUCAUUCCUUGGACCCCAACGGGGCGCUGUCUGAUGAGAAUCCGGAAUGGUCGCGGUGGGCAAAGGCCAGGGAGCUGGUUAAUUUCGAGAGCGACAAGACGACGCUGCUGAAGGAUGAUUUCCGCAGUGAUAGCUACGGCGUGAUCAAGAAGAUUCGCGGCGCUUUGCGGUUAUGA
Aspergillus versicolor CBS 583.65 is the source of this 1707-nucleotide messenger RNA. RefSeq lists its product as uncharacterized. The record is from RefSeq and is a predicted model, not a curated record. The transcript has 2 exons. Lineage: Eukaryota; Fungi; Ascomycota; Eurotiomycetes; Eurotiales; Aspergillaceae. Bases 1 to 1707 code for a protein of 568 amino acids.